Molecule: messenger RNA, 879 nt
Organism: Magnolia sinica
Lineage: Eukaryota; Viridiplantae; Streptophyta; Magnoliopsida; Magnoliales; Magnoliaceae
Exons: 1
Coding region: 1-879 (292 amino acids)
Source: RefSeq, a predicted model, not a curated record
AUGCGGCAGCAACAGGACAUGCGUGCACUUAUGAUGGAGACCCUACAAAAUAGGGAUCAUAGGGAGACAUCACGAGACAGAGAUGGCAGGGGUGCAGACAUUUUCGAAUGGUUCCAAAGGCUCCAACCAUCGACGUUCGAAGGGGCACCCGAUCCAGUACAGGCAGAACACUGGCUAACAAGGAUUACCAAGAUGAUGAGGCCACUGGAAUGUUUUGACACUCAGAUGGUGAAUUUGGCCACAUACAUGUUAGAGGACAAAGUAAAAAACUGGUGGCAAAGCUUACAGCGGGGAGUUCUAGCCACAUAUGCAUGGACAUGGGUAGGGUUCAAGAUGAAGUUCCUGGAGAAGUACUUCCUUUGGUCAUGCAGGAAUGAGAAGAUAGCCCAAUUUUUAAAAAUGGAACAGGGCAGUAUGACCGUUGCCCAGUAUGAGGCCCCAUUUGAUGAGCUCUCUCGAUUUGUGCCCAAGGCCUUGGAGGAUACGGAGUACAAACUACAGAAGUUCAAGGAGGGGCUUAGGCCAGGAAUUCAGUCACGACUAUGCACCUGGGAUUUUGGGGACUUCGCGAAGAUGGUGGAUAAGGCCAUGAGGGUUGAGAAAGACUUUGAGUGCACCAUGAGGACUUGCCCCCUAGCUAGGGACACCCUAGCCAAGCUUAGACAGGUGUCUCCUGCCCCACCAGCACUAGAGAGGAGAGUUAGAGUCAUACCUAUAGGCGCUCCACCCAUGCCUCCCAGAAGGAACUGCGAUUACUGCCACAGAGGUGGGCACCAUACGCGGAACUACUUCAAGAGAAUGAGGGAUGAGGGCAUCUCACCACCAGCGAAUCGCCCCCAACCGAACCCGGCAACAGCCAGAGCGGCACCUAGGCCGUAA